AGUCUCCAGAUCACAUCAGACCAAUCCACCUGCAAAUCAUAACUUGGAACACUACUAAAGAUUUUGCAUCAAAAGAACAAUUAUUUGCAAUGAGAAUAAGAACGUUCACAGGCAUGGAUAAAGGAUUUAUCCUCUAUGUUCUGUUGGUGACACUGUCUUGGAGAUCUAUGGCAGAAAGCACGGUCUCAAGUGCUGCUAUGUCGACAACAGCAAAUAGCGGCACAACAACUAUGGCGGAAAGCACGGUGAUGAGUACCGCUAUGUCGACAGCAGCAAAUAGCGGCAAAACAACAUUUGUAGAAAACACUGCUCCUGCAGUGUCACCAAACAACACAGUGCAAACUCUUGAGGCGGACAUUGAUAGAACUCAGUGUGGAUCUGAGCAGCUGUGUGUAGCUGAGCCCUUUGAGUGUGAUCCCUCUGCAACAGUAUCCUGCUUCUUCCUUGGUGCCAAGCGGCAACGUGGUCGAAAUUUUUUUUUUGAACUCUCAGGGGAGUCAGAGGGCUACAUAGCAGCAACUAUAACAGAUGGCAAUACAAAGGGAGAUCCAACCUAUAUCUGUGCAAAGAGCAAAGGUCGAGUCCAAUUCAUUGGUGCGCUCCUCAACAAUACUUUGCUGACUCGUUCAGAGCUCAGUGUGAACUCUGUAAAGGGCAACAUCACAGGCAAACGAAUUCAGUGCAGCUUUCUUGCCACAGUUCCAGAUCCAAUGAACCGAACAACAAGCAUCAGGCUUUCAGUUUCCACAGGAGACUUUAAUGAAACUGAUGAAUCCCUAGGAGCUCCUUCAACUGUAAUAAAGACCAACCUAGUAGACCUGGGAAACCCUAACAUGACUGUCAUCAAUGUGAUCAGCUCUAACACAACUACCCCAUCACUAACAGCCGCAGGAAAUAAUCUAACCACAACAGGACCAUCUAACAAUGCAACCACAGCAGCACCAUCUAACAAUGCAACCAUGAUGGCAGGCAUCCCCCCACUUCAGGCAGCUGUUUCUAAAGAUGGAUGUGAUUUCACAAAGCUCUGUGUAGUUCAACCCUCAGAGUGUGAUCCCUCUACAGGGGCCAAUUGCUUUUUCCUCUCUGCCAGGCAACACAUCGGACAAACAUUUGAAUUUGAGCUCUCAGGACAAACAAGUGGCUACAUUGCUGCUGGCGUCUCAACUGCUGCAAAUAAGGCUGGCAGUCACAGAGCCUACAUCUGUGUAAACAACAGCGGUGCUGUCAGAUUCCUAACUGGUACCAUUGAUAAUUCAGUGCUUAAUACGACAGAGACGUUGAACUCAAGCAAUGAGAAGGGCACAGUCAACAAUGGCAAAAUCCAGUGUACAUUUACAGCUGCACUACCAAACACAACUUCCCGAGCAAGCACCCAAUACUCGUUAUCAGUUACAACUGGAUCUUACGAUGCCAGUUCUGGGGUGUUUGGAAAAGCGGAUUUCAAAGUUCUGACACCUCUUGUAAACAUUUCUGAUCCUGCUGCUAACGUCUCCAAUUUGCUAGCCAGUGACACCUCUGCUUCCUCUGCUGUUCUGGUCACACCCACAAAGUCAUUCCUGCCAGCUCUGCUGGUUACCGUGUGUAUGCUGACUUUCACCAUAAUGUGAAGAAACCAUCAGCAUAUUUUGUUUUGAUUCCGAAACUUAAGAGAAUUUGUUGCCAAAUGUUUUACGUGUUACUCCGGAAGCACUGUAAAUCAAAAUGUAUUCUUUGUUUAAAUGAUGAAGCUUUCACUGGUGGGUGUUAUAUGCAGAUUACGUGCAAAGGGGAUGAUAAAAUUGCUACAUAUGAUGCCAAAUAUUGGUGUAUAAGUAAUCUUGACAUUUACUGAGAAAAACAAAAUAUUCUAAUAUAUGUCAUCAUAGCUUAAAAAAUAAGGAUGCCAACUUAGUUGUUCUUUCGCAGGUAAAUAAAUAUAUUUAUAUUCAAAA
Messenger RNA from Fundulus heteroclitus (mummichog), 1931 nucleotides. Its product is annotated as mucin-19. Lineage: Eukaryota; Metazoa; Chordata; Actinopteri; Cyprinodontiformes; Fundulidae. The record is from RefSeq and is a predicted model, not a curated record. Bases 90 to 1607 code for a protein of 505 amino acids. Gene Ontology annotation, biological process: regulation of glutamate receptor signaling pathway. The transcript is spliced from 11 exons.